AAGAGAGAGAGAGACCGAAACAAGCAUAGUAGUAGAAACAAAAAAGGCAGCGAAGUCUUUGUUUCUCUCUCUUUGUAGCUGUUGCUCUUUCUUUGCUGGAACAAAAGCCAAAGCAGGAAAAGGCAAAACGCUUAAAAUCUCCUCACUCUUUCGUUUUGGUGGGUAUUUGAUAUUUUUCCGGGUGAAUUAGAUUAGUGAUGUCUGUGAACAACAAUAACCCCCCAAAGAGCCUUGGGGCGUCUUCGUCGCCCUUUGCUAAUGCAGGGAUGGUACCUCCUAUGCCUGGAAACCCUGCAUUCUCACAAGCACAAGCACAAGCACAAGCACAGGCACAACUCAGUGCUGGUUUUCAAGCUCAGUAUCAGCUAUCCCAAGCCCAGGCCCUUGCUCAGGCUCAGUCAAAAGCUCAGGCUCAUGCUCAGGCUCAAGCGCAGGUUGCUCAUGCUCAAUUCCAAGCACACUUACAAGCUCAAGUUUUGUCCCUUAACCAGGCUCAGAAUGCUGGCAUUGGGAAUUUAGGUUCAUCCUCGCCCUCCAUGUCUACUCCUGGCAGUGCAAGUGCAAAGAGGAUCCUCCAAAAGCCCCCUGUGCGUCCUCCUGGUGUUCCUAUGACAAACACAAUUUCCCCUUUAAGAACAAUGGAACUUACACCCGCUGCACGUAGAAAGAAGCAGAAGCUUCCUGAUAAACAGCUACAGGAUAGAGUGGCGGCGAUUCUUCCUGAAUCUGCUUUGUAUACCCAGCUUCUUGAGUUCGAGGCACGUGUUGAUGCUGCAUUAGCUAGGAAAAAAGUUGACAUCCAGGAAGCACUUAAGAAUCCACCUUGUGUUCAGAAAACUCUUCGAAUAUAUGUUUUCAACACAUUUGCUAAUCAGAUUAAGACAAUUCCAAAGAAGCCUAAUGCAGAGCCCCCUAUGUGGACCCUUAAGAUUAUUGGGAGGAUCUUGGAAGAUGGGGUAGAUCCAGAUCAACCUGGGUUUGUUCAAAAAACAAACCCCUUAUACCCUAAGUUUUCAUCUUUCUUCAAGAGAGUGACAAUUUCCUUGGACCAGAGACUAUAUCCGGAUAAUCAUAUCAUUAUAUGGGAGCAUGCUCGAUCACCUGUGCCUCAUGAAGGUUUUGAGGUGAAGAGAAAAGGGGAUAAGGAGUUCACUGUGAAUAUACGGUUGGAAAUGAAUUAUGUACCUGAGAAGUUCAAGCUUUCAUCACCUUUAAUGGAAGUCCUUGGUAUUGAGGUUGAUACACGCCCAAGAAUUAUUGCUGCAAUUUGGCAUUAUGUGAAGGCUAGAAAACUUCAGAACUCAAAUGAUCCGUCUUUCUUUAAUUGUGAUGCACAACUUCAGAAAGUUUUUGGGGAAGAAAAAGUGAAAUUUACCAUGGUUUCGCAGAAGAUAUCACAGCAUUUGUCUCCACCACCACCCAUACAUUUGGAGCACAAGAUCAAGCUUUCUGGGAAUAGUCCUGCUGGGACUGCAUGCUAUGAUGUGUUAGUUGAUGUGCCCUUUCCUAUACAGAGGGAAUUGUCUGCUCUGUUGGCAAAUGCUGAGAAGAGCAAAGAGAUUGAGGCUUGUGAUGAAGCUAUAUGUGCUGCCAUAAGGAAAAUUCACGAGCACCGUAGAAGGCGUGCAUUCUUUCUAGGGUUCAGUCAAUCACCAGUGGAGUUUAUUAAUGCUUUAAUUGAGUCUCAGAGCCGGGAUCUGAAAUUAGUAGCUGGGGAAGCUAGUCGAAGUGCUGGAAGUGCUGAAAGAGAGCGACGAUCAGAUUUCUUCAACCAACCAUGGGUUGAGGAUGCUGUUAUCCGUUAUCUGAAUCGUAAGACAGCUGCUGGAAGUGAUGCACCAGGAAGCACAUGAAUCAUGGUUCCGGAGCUAUCGAUGGCCCCCCUGCUACAUUUUUCAUUGAUUUGAAUCAUGUACCUACUGUAAACCCAUUCCUUUAAUGGAAUUAGAAUUGCAAUGUUGUUGGAUGGCAAUUGAGAGGGAUGUAGAACAGGAAGUAGCUUAUUUAGGCAUAAUUAUCAUCAAACUUAAUAAAAAAAAUAGAAAUUAGCAAGAUAGUAGUUUUUAUUUUGUUAAAUUUGUAAUUUAUAUAUGGUAGAUUCGUGGCUGCAUUCUUGGUUUGGCUUUAAUGUUUCUUCUUGGUUUAUAUCAUGGAAAUCAAGUGUUAUAAAUGUAGUUUGGUAAUUAGAAAUUCUCAAUUCUGUUAUAUUUGAUUGAUAAUUAUUAUAGCCAAGUAAGAUCAAUGUCUUUUACCAAAUUUACCCUU
Durio zibethinus is the source of this 2265-nucleotide messenger RNA. Its product is annotated as SWI/SNF complex component SNF12 homolog. The record is from RefSeq and is a predicted model, not a curated record. NCBI's taxonomy places the organism in Eukaryota, Viridiplantae, Streptophyta, Magnoliopsida, Malvales, Malvaceae.